Bolinopsis microptera is the source of this 1671-nucleotide messenger RNA. RefSeq names its product E3 ubiquitin-protein ligase TRIP12-like. The coding region runs from base 4 to 780 and encodes 258 amino acids. The record is from RefSeq and is a predicted model, not a curated record. Lineage: Eukaryota; Metazoa; Ctenophora; Tentaculata; Lobata; Bolinopsidae. Gene Ontology annotation, biological process: proteasome-mediated ubiquitin-dependent protein catabolic process; protein polyubiquitination. The transcript has 5 exons. Gene Ontology annotation, molecular function: ubiquitin protein ligase activity.
AUUAUGAUGUAUUUCUGUUUUCAGGAUAUAGAUGAAGUGCUUCAUUCUUCACUCAAGCAAGUGGAAAUAUUCGCCCUCAAGAAAGAAGCUAUCUUGAAACAAGAAGAUCUCACCCAAGAGAGAAAAGAUAGUCUUAUCAAACAGAUAACAGAUGAUAACGGAGCCACACUUGAUGACCUGUGUCUAGACUUUGUCCUGCCCGGAACUGAUAUAGAACUAACAGGUGGAGGUCACACUGUGGCUCUUACUAUUGAGAAUGUCGAGGAGUACUUGUGUGCUGUUGUUAAUUACACUCUUCGAGAAGGUGUAAGAAAGCAGAUGGAAGCGUUGCGACAAGGCUUCAGCUCUGUCAUGCCCCUCUCUCACCUCCAACUCUUCUACGCUAACGAAAUGUCUCAACUGCUCUGCGGCACUGGUCCUGGUCGGUGGACUGAGGAGGAUCUGUGUACCACUCUGCAACCUGAUCACGGCUACACUGCGUCUUCUACCGCUGUUAAACAUCUCAUACAGGUGAUGAUUGACUUCCAGCCAAAUGAACAAAGAGCCUUCCUAAAGUUCGUUACAGGUUGUCCCAGACUCCCUGUGGGAGGUUUCAAGGCGCUGCACCCCCGUUUGACGGUAGUAAAGAAGUCAGUGGACGGACCACCUGACAGCUACCUGCCCAGUGUAAUGACAUGUGUAAACUACCUCAAACUUCCUGACUACUCAACCACUCAGUCACUCAGAAGCAAGCUUCUCAUCGCCAUUAGCGAGGGUCAGAACUCUUUCCAUCUCUCGUAACAUCACGUGAUCUGAAUCACGUGACUUCUGUUUUGGUCUAAUUUACAUGGUCUCCGAUCGCUUUCAAGACAUUCUUUAUUUGUUUCAUCUCGCCGGAUUAAAACACAAUAAGAUGACUUGUCGUUACAUCACUGCAAUUUUAAAGAUAUCUCAAGUUGAUGGAGAAAUAAGAAGUUGGUCGGUUUUUGUUCUGAAAAGUUGAAACUCCACGUUUUUGAGAUGUUGUUUUCAAUGUGUUGUGUUCCUGGGACAAUCUACUGAAAAAUAUACUGGUCGAGAACAAAAUGUUUAGCAGGAAUUAAAAGGAGCAAUUUCACGACGACAUUGUUUUGUAAUGUUUGGUAAAAGUGUUAAAUGUGCUCCUUAGAAAGGGAAAAGAACCAACGCCUUUCACCGACUGCAAAUUUGAUAACGGUCCCUGUGAGUCACGUGAUAUUGGCACGUUUUACCGUGAUUCGUGGUCCAUAACGUUCCUUUACAUUGAACCUGACGAAUAUCAAAACAGAAUCGUGGAGCGUGUAACACUCGCCUACAAAAUAACCGUUCUUACAAAUGUUUUACUGGUUACGCAGCAUUCACAACUGCUCAAAGACAAUUUUAAAAUAAGGUUUAAUUUAUUUUCUGACACGGAUCAACAACAUAAAUUUGUCUUGUCAUGUGGAUGAUUUUUAUGAUUUUAUUAGAAGGGAUUAAGCGCGAUCAUGCACUAAAUAUAUCAAGACUCUAUGAACUCAAGAAUUUCUGUAGACUUUUACAUUUUGGGCGAUAAAAACAGAGUUCUAACUCAAAUCACAAGGAAUGGGGCGAAUUGGAAUAUGCGCUUUUAGUUUUACAUUGCGAAGCAAAAUACUGUCGAUUUGAUAACCGAUAGAAUUGUUAAUUGUUGACAAA